UCUGAGUAAAUCCGCUGAGCUGCGGGUCGACAUGUCUGCGUGACGGAGCUCUGCGGGAACUUUCAGGACACGCAACAGGUGGAGGAGCCGCACGAUGGGGAGCGCGCGGCCGCGCGGGUACCUACACGUUGUGGACAGCGUCUUUUUCAGGCGCCCGCGGGGGGGGGGUCACAUUUAUCUGCGGUCACUGAACAUAUCUUAACCCUCGUGCGCGUGUGUGUUUCCAGCCGUCUGUAACUGCUGUUGCAUAUUGAAGGUGUCUUCGGGAAUCGGACGUGGAAACAUUCACGCACUUUUUCCUCCCCUCACGAGUGGAGGUCCGGCGGCGCCAUGGACGACGCGAGCCUGAACGACUCCAACGUGAAGGUGGCCGUGCGCGUUCGGCCCAUGAACAGGAGAGAAAAAGACCUAAAGACAAAAUGUGUGGUGGAGAUGGAGGGAAACCAGACGGUCCUGCACCCAGCCGUCGCCAACACAAACAAAGGAGACCCCCGGAAUCAGCCAAAGGUUUUUGCCUAUGACUACUGCUUCUGGUCCAUGGACGAGUCCGAAAAGGAGAAGUUCGCAGGUCAGGAUGUGGUGUUCCAGUGCCUCGGAGAGAGCCUGCUGGAUAACGCCUUCCUGGGCUACAACGCCUGCAUCUUCGCAUACGGACAGACAGGUUCUGGGAAGUCGUACACCAUGAUGGGCUCGGCGGAGCAGCCGGGCCUGAUCCCCCGCCUCUGCAGCUCGCUCUUCAGCCGGGCGCAGCAGGAGGCCCGCGAGGGCGAGAGCUUCACCGUGGAGGUCUCCUACAUGGAGAUCUACAACGAGAAGGUCCGAGACCUGCUCGACCCCAAAGGGAGUCGGCAGGCGCUCAGAGUAAGGGAGCACAAAGUCUUCGGGCCGUACGUGGACGGCCUGUCCCGCCUGGCCGUGGCCUGCUACAAGGACAUCGAGUCUCUGAUGUCGGAGGGAAAUAAAUCUCGGACGGUCGCAGCCACCAACAUGAACGAGGAGAGCAGCCGGUCGCACGCAGUGUUCAACGUCAUUCUCACACACACACUCAUGGACCUGCAGUCUGGGACGAGCGGGGAGAAGGUGAGCAAACUGAGCCUGGUGGAUCUCGCUGGAAGCGAACGGGCGGCGAAGACCGGAGCCGCCGGGGAGAGGCUGAAGGAAGGCAGCAACAUCAACAAGUCACUCAGCACUCUGGGUUUAGUUAUUUCAGCCUUGGCCGACCAGGGAGCGGGGAAGAACAAGAGCAAGUUUGUUCCCUACAGAGACUCUGUGCUCACCUGGCUGCUCAAGGACAGCCUGGGAGGGAACAGCCGCACCGCCAUGGUGGCCACCGUCAGCCCGGCCGCCGACAACUACGAGGAGACGCUGUCCACGCUGCGCUACGCCGACCGCGCCAAGAGCAUCGUCAACCACGCCGUGGUGAACGAGGACCCCAACGCCAGGAUCAUCCGCGAGCUGCGGGAGGAGGUGGAGAAGCUGAGGGACCAGCUGACGGAGGCCGAGUCGAUGAAGGCCACCGAGCUGAAGGAGCGGCUGGAGGAGUCGGAGAAACUGAUCCAGGAGAUGACCGUCACCUGGGAGGAGAAGCUGAGGAAGACGGAGGCCGUCGCCCAGGAGCGUCAGAGGCAGCUGGAGAGUUUGGGGAUUUCCCUGCAGUCAUCCGGCAUCCGAGUGGUGGACGACAAGUGCUUCCUGGUCAACCUGAACGCCGACCCGGCGCUCAACGAGCUGCUGGUCUACUACCUGAAGGAGCACACACGCGUGGGCUCGGCCAAGUCUCAGGACAUCCAGCUGUGCGGCAUGGCCAUCCAGGCCGAGCACUGCGUCAUCGACGUCACGGAGAACAGCGGCGUGGUGCUCACGCCUCACCGCAACGCCCGGACGUGUGUGAACGGCUCCACGGUGACCAGCCCGGUGCAGCUGCACCACGGUGACAGGAUCCUGUGGGGAAACAACCACUUCUUCAGGAUCAGCCUGCCCAGGCACAUGGCCCAGGAGGAGGGCGGGGCGGCCAUGAAGACCUGCCUGAGCAGCGACCGGCUGGAGGUGGACCUGGACGCGUCCAGCGACGUGUCCAGCGAGCUGAGCUUCGGCUACGAGUUCGCCCAGGAGGAGGUGAUGAUGAAGGGCAUGGGCACCAACGACCCCCUGCAGUCGGUGCUGCAGACCCUGGAGCGGCAGUACGAGGAGGAGAAGCGCUGCGCCCUGGAGCGCCAGCGUCUGAUGUACGAGCAGGAGCUGCAGCAGCUCCGCCAGCGCCUCACCCCCGAGAAGCCCGCCUCCGCCGCCGUUUCCCACAAGCCCAUGCGGCGCUGGAGCGAGGACAGAGAGGCCAUGAUCACCCGCAGCCUCCUGCGCCUCCGGGAGCAGAUCCUGAAGGCCCAGCUCUGGGCCAGCGAGGCCAGCUUCAUCGCCGAGUCGCUCAACAAGAGGACAGAGUACCGAGUCACCCUGCAGAUUCCGGCCGCCAACCUGGACGCCAACAGGAAGCGCGACGCGGUGCUGAGCGAGCCGGCCAUCCAGGUGCGCCGGAAAGGAAAAGGGAAGCAGAUCUGGGCUCUGGAGAAGAUGGAGAACAGGCUGGUGGACAUGAGGGAGCUCUACCAGGAGUGGGGCGACUACGACGACGAUAAUCCGGUGAUGCGGUCGUACUUCAAACGGGCCGACCCGUUCUUCGACGAGCAGGAGAACCACAGCCUGAUCGGCGUGGCCAACGUCUUCCUGGCCUGCCUCUUCUACGACGUCAAGCUGCAGUACGCAGUGCCCAUCAUCAACCAGAAGGGGGAGGUGGCCGGCCGGCUGCACGUGGAGGUGUGGCGGGGCACGGAGAGCUCCGAGGACGACGGCGGCGCCGGAGACAAUCAGCUCGGCGGCGCAGACGCAGAUCAGCAGGAGCGCAGGCUGCACUGUGUGGUGAAGCUGCUCCAGGCCACCGGUCUCCCUCGCCACCUGUCCAACUUCGUCUUCUGUCAGUAUCACUUCUGGGGGCAGGAGGAGCCGGUGUUCACCCCCCCGGAGGUGACGCCGGCCGGCUCGUCCUCCUCCAAAGACCCUCAGUGCACGGUGGUGUUCGACAGCGCCAAGGAGCUGUCCGUUCCGGUCUCCGAGGACUUCGUGGAGUUUCUGGCCGAGGGGGCGGUGGCCAUCGAGGUGUACGGACACAAGCAGGCCAACCACCGCAGGAACCUGGCACUGUGGGACCUGGGAGUGAUCCAGGCCAAGACCAGAUCCCUCAGAGAGAGGUGGAGCGAGGUGACCCGGCAGCUGGAGAUGUGGGUGCAGCUGAUGGAGCUGAACGAGGCCGGGGACUUCACGCCCGUGGAGGUCCUUCCCGCCAAAGACGUCCGCACGGGGGGGAUCUUCCAGCUCCGACAGGGUCAGUCCCACCGGGUCCAGGUGGAGAUCCGCCCCGUGCCGGAUUCGGGCACCAUGCCGCUCAUCGCAGCUUCCAUCCUGUCUGUGUCCAUCGGAGACGUGAAGGUGCAGCAGAUGCGUCCCUCGCAGAAGAGUGGAGAUGAAGAAAUGGACAGCUAUCAGGAGGUGGACCUGGAGAGGAUGAGGGAGCAGUGGUUGGUCACUCUCACUCAGAGGCAGGAGUAUCUGGACCAGCAGCUGCAGAAGAUCGUCUCCAAAAUAGACAAGUCAGAGGACGACCUGGAGAGAGAGUCCCAGCUGCUGGAGUGUCGUCUCACCCUCACAGAGGAACGGAACGCUGUUCUGGUGCCGUCAGCGGGAAGCGGCAUCCCAGGAGCUCCAGUGGAGAGGGUUCCCGUCCCCGGAAUGGAGACACACAUUCCCGUCCUCUUCCUGGAUCUCAGCGCCGAUGACUUCCAGUCCAGUCUCUCGGCCCCCCUGGCCGGGGGUCUGGACGCGCUGCUGGCCGGGGAGGACGAGGACGAAUUCUUCGAUCUGCACAUCCUGAAGCACUACGACUCAGAGGUGAAGGCCGAGGCGUCCUGGGACUCCACGGUCCACCAGUGUCCCCAUCUGAGCCGGGCCGCCUCCGCGGACCAGAGGGUGUACCUGACGGUGCGCGCCGCCGUGCAGCUCAGCCACCCGGCGCACAUGCAGCUGGUGGUCCGGAAACGCAUCUGCGUCAACGUCACCGGGAGGCAGGGUUUCGCCCAGAGCCUCCUGAAGAGGAUGUCUCAGCGCAGCACCAUCCCCGGCUGUGGCGUCACCUUCGAGGUGGUUUCCAACAUCCCCGGGGACAUCCACGGUCCAGAGGACCGGGAGAUGCUGGCCAGGCUGGCCGCCAGCGCGGAGGACGAGCAGUCGGCCGACAGCGAGGCGGCCAUAGAGAAGUACCUGCGCAGCGUCCUGGCCGUGGAGAACAUCCUCACUCUGGACCGGCUCAGACAGGAGGUUGCUGUGAGGGAACAGCUGGCAGUCAGAGGGAAAGCUAACAGACGCUGCCUGAGCUCUCCCAACGUCAACCUGCUGUCAGCCAGCAGUCUGGAUCUGUACUCCUCCACUCACAAACUCAAUGACUUCAAGGGCUGGGAGAGCCAGCAGGACCUCUCUGCAGCUCCUCCCCCGUCCAGACGCACCCUGCCCGGAUCCUUCUCUCAGAACCUGGGCCCAGAAACAGUGAAGGCCGUCCCGCGGCUGCUGAAGUCCCUGCUUCCCGGUGGGCGGGAGGACGUUCGGGAGCAGACAGCUGUCCAUCAGCAGGAUGUGCCGCGCAUCGUGGUGCAGUCGGCCAGCGUGGAGGAGGGCAUGAGCCGGCGCCAGCAGCUGAUUCCCAUUGAGGAAAUCAUUCCGACUACCAUCCAAACAGAAAUACCCAAAUCUGUUCCCGUCCCACCUCCCAUCAUCCCGGAGAUGGAAGACCCCACCCCCAGCCCGAUGAGCGAGGCCUCCAGCGGAUACAUGUCCACCAGCAUCUCCACGGCGACGCUGUCCGACGUCUACACUCUGAGCUGGGACCUUCCUCCCUCGUGCAGCGGCAGAACCGAUGCUUUCGAGGCUGUUCCAGAUGAAGACGAGGAGAAACAUGAGGCGACGCAGGAAACCCCGGCCCUCCCUGUCUCCAUUCAGUCCAACAACGGUCCUAAAGGUCUUCUUCCUGCCACAUCAGAGCCUCAGAACUCAUCACCCGAAAAGGUUGACCCAAUCCCGAACGAUGCAAGUCAACAGGAACCAAAUGAGUCUCCCUCGGUCCAGGUAGGAAAAGAAGAACCACAGAAAACUGUGGAUGUAGAACUCUCAGGGACAGCCAAACCAAAUGACUCCACGACUGAACAGACUGGAUCAGAACAAUUCAACAAUCAGGGAGCAGUAGAAGAACGUCCAACAGAAGACAAAGACGUACCACAAACACACCAGUCCGAACCCGAGUGUCCUUCAACAGAAGGUCAUGAGGUGAUUGACACAGAUGAGACAGAAUCUAAUCAGUCCACUCACCAGGAAACACAACCGUCCACCAAAGACGUCCAGAGUCACUCUGCUGUCCCGCAGCAGCUCGAAGCAGACUUGAUAACUUCUGAAAGUACUCCAGAACCGGCAGGAAACCUUGUUGAUGGCACUAAAGAACUUGAGCAAGCUUCAGCUGAACCAUCUGAGGAGCCCGAAGGUCAAUUGUCAUCCAAGACACAGUCAACUCUCAAUGGUACUGGAGAAGUUGAGACGAGCCUGAUCCCACCUUCAGCAGAAGCGUCGACUGCUUCUUCAGGAGCAAGCGAGAACUCUGAAGGUCAAGUAUCCAAGGACCAAUCAACAGCUGAUUCCAGACUGGUCCCAGCCUCCAGUCCCACUUCAGAACCACCUGGAGAGCCAGAUAGUCAGGUUUCAUCUGAGGACAGCACACCCACCCAGACCUCCACCUCAGGGUCCAGGGAGUCUCCUCCUGAUGCCCCUGCUGAAUCUGCCACAGAUCCGGCCCCUCCUUCCCAACCUGCCUCCUCUGGGGCAAACCCCUUCAAGAUCCAGAAAGUCAAAUCUUCAGACCUCAGGUCCUUCCAGCAGAUUGUGGAUGAAGAGGAGGGGGCGCCUCCGGUGGAGCGGGCCCGCAGCCUCGGAGCUGGCCUGAAUCUGUCCGUCCCCAUGGAAACGUUAGAAAUCAUCUCGGAUUCUGAGGAAGGAGAAGCAGCCGCUUGCGCCGUACUUCCUGAUUGGUUGAAGGAGGGAGAGUUUGUCACUGUGGGCACCAAUAAGAGCGGGACAGUGCGAUACGUGGGACCCACAGACUUCGCAAAGGGGACGUGGGUCGGAGUGGAACUGGAGGUCCCGGCAGGCAAGAAUGACGGCUCAGUGGGCGGGAAGCACUACUUCCACUGUAACCCCGGUUACGGCGUGCUGGUGAGACCCGACCGGAUAACUCGCGGCGGAACCAAACGCCGCCGCCAUCAGCAGAAGCGCCGGAGUGCCAACCUGUCGGGGUCCAGCCCGAACCUGGCUGCCCUCACCGCUCUGGCCAAAGGCGAGGGCGGCGGACCGCCGGCCGGACGCAGCCGAGGAGAAAACCGCAAGUCCUGGAACACCUGAGGAAUCCGGAGGACCGACGGCCGCGCUCCCGCCGCGAGGCGAUCACAGGCUGAGGGCUCGGACAGCCGCUGGACAGCAGCAGAUCUGAGACAGAUUUCUACGUCUGAAACUCGACUGGACGUCGGAGGGGUCGCGGGAGGAAUCUUAUGAGACCUGUGGAAAGAUGGAGUUCCUGAAACUGCAGGAAAUGUGAAUGUUUCAGGCAGGAUUCUCUUUUUUUCUUCAUAUUUAUUCCAGCCAAUAGAAACACUGCCUCACAAUCAGCACAGGCUCGUCUUUAACACCAGGAGUUCAAAAUGGAACGACUUGACGACACUGGAAAAGCAUUUUACUUCUACUGUAUGAGAAACGCUGCAUCAGGACACCCGACUCAGCUUCUAUAGGGGGGAAAAAGCUGCUGUUUAAUUCACGUGCCUUAACAGUGACGGUGCCUUUAAUGGUAAUUUAACCAAAUUUAAUUUUCUCUUUGGGCUGUAAACAAUUCAGGAACUGUUAAUCGGCCUCUUGACUAUGCAUUUCUACUGUCUGACUCACUUUGCACUCUUUUAAAGUAGUUUUCUGCUGCCAGGCUGGAAAAAAAAAAACAGCCUCAUUUUUAAAAAUGUGCCCAACAAAUACAGUGCAACUUUUUAUGUGCAACGAAUAUGGAUUUUAAAAGGGGAUGUGGUCUAAAACAAGUGUGGAGUCAUUAUUUUUAGCUGUAUAUGUGGUUUUUGUGUGUGGUUCCGUUGAAAGCUUAGAAAAAUAAGUAUUGGCACAAUGUCUGUGAGCCAGAACCUCCUCACUGUGCAACUACAGAAGUUCCUUCAAAGGUUUUUGUGUCUCUGACUUGUGAACCACUCUCCUUUCCUCCACAUUUUUAAAGCCUUUCUUUCGGAUAUUUAAAAAAAAAACUUUGUUUUUGAUCCUCAAAUUAAAGCUUUUGAUUUGCAAACUCGUUUGUUUCCACUUUUUGGCGAGCCGAUACAAACGUUCUGGAGUGGUCAACAUGCAGAAGCACUGAAGAUUGGUCUCAGGCUGAGCCACUUUUUUGUUUAACUUGAUACGGAUCAUUUGCAAAGUUGAUCUAUAUUUCAAAGAAAUUAACGCAGUUUCACAAAUAAAUCGUGGGAAUUACGUAUGAAUGAAUUAUUUUUUUAAAAAUCUAUCUGUAAUCAAACUUAUUGCACUCCAGCUCGUUUUCUUUUAACUGAUGUCAACAUACAAAAAAAGCUUGAUCGUCACUUGAGAACAUAAAAUUGAUUCAAACCUUCCCCAGCUUGUCGUUUUCAGUUGAUCACAGUAGAAUCGUCACUAAAGUGAGAUCAGACUUUCUCACUCAGGUUUUUCCUUCAAGCUUCAAAACCAACAUUAAUAUUUAAUGUAGGGCAGAAUUUCUACUGUUUGACUUUAUUUUCUGUGUAUUUUUAUAUUUAAAUACACUGUGCACAUAAAAACUGCUGUCCAUUUUCAGAUGUUCUUCACUGCAAAGAGUCAUUUAUGCCACUUUUUUAACCAAUAGCACAUUUUAAGUUCAAUCAUGGAAAAAGAAAUGAACAGAUCUUCAUAUUUGAUUUUUUCAUAUAUAUUUAGUUACAAUUUAUUACUAGAUUACAUGAAAAUGUGCUGCUUUCGUGGGAUUCUUCUAGAAUCGAAAUACAUUUCGGAAAAUAAGCAAAACUUUUUUUAGAGCUAUAACCCGUGAAUUAUAUAAUCUAGGUCAUUUUUACACUUUGCAACAUAUUUUCAUUGUAUUAUUUUAAGAAAUAGUAAGCUGAACUCCAUUUCUAAAUAUUUCAGUCAGUGCCAUGUGAAAGUUUUCAUAAGUGUACUUUGUAUUUAAUGUGUUUGUGAAUCUCAUUUUGCAUUUAUUGGGAAAAAAAUUUCACAUAAUGAAGCCAAUGAAAAAUAAUCCACUUUUUUUAUUUUUAAUUUCUGGUUGCUUGGUGAUUUUUAAAGGGAUUUUGUUGAAUUCUAAAUAUGUAAAAAAAAAAAAAAAAAAAAUGUUUUGGGUGUAAAUGUGAUGAUUAUUUAUUGAACCGUGAAGAGUUCAUAUGGAGGAUGUUUUAAUAAAGGUUAAAUAUGA
Molecule: messenger RNA, 8551 nt
Organism: Salarias fasciatus (jewelled blenny)
Lineage: Eukaryota; Metazoa; Chordata; Actinopteri; Blenniiformes; Blenniidae
Product: kinesin-like protein KIF13B
Exons: 41
Coding region: 331-6486 (2051 amino acids)
Biological process (GO): microtubule-based movement
Molecular function (GO): microtubule binding; ATP binding; microtubule motor activity
Source: RefSeq, a predicted model, not a curated record